This is a messenger RNA of Emys orbicularis (European pond turtle), 465 nucleotides long. RefSeq names its product psoriasis susceptibility 1 candidate 2 (gene PSORS1C2). The transcript is spliced from 3 exons. The record is from RefSeq and is a predicted model, not a curated record. Bases 1 to 465 code for a protein of 154 amino acids. Lineage: Eukaryota; Metazoa; Chordata; Testudines; Emydidae.
AUGAUCUUGCUCUCCUAUCGCAUAACCAACACCAUAUACAAGAUAAUGCUCCCUGUAAAGUCACGGGGGGGGACAGGAAGUAUAAAGGCCGGCCGCCCGAGCUCAGUCAGGGCCCGGCCACCGCAGGGAGCAGACGUGCGGCCGGGAGCUCCCCGCCAGGAUACCUCUGAGGCCCAAGGCGGGCGCCCCAGCUGGCCGGAGCUGCCCCGAGCUCACUACGAGGAGGAGCCGCCGGAGCCCGUCCGCUCCCGUCGUUCGGAGGGGCCCUUGGAACUCCCCCUCAGCAACCCCGAAGGGGAGGCCCCACCAGAACCCCUGCGGCCCUGCUGUUACCCGGAGGAGCCGCCCGAGAACCAUUGGCCGGAUUUCCCUACGGAGCUGCCAGACCUUCCACCAAGCCCCGGCCGAGAGGAGCCCGCGCUGAUGGACUGGACCGAGCCCGAUGCCACGGACGAGGUGUUAUGA